Messenger RNA from Drosophila guanche, 2608 nucleotides. It is a transcript of the gene Irp-1A, whose product is annotated as cytoplasmic aconitate hydratase. The transcript has 8 exons. Gene Ontology annotation, biological process: tricarboxylic acid cycle; citrate metabolic process. The record is from RefSeq and is a predicted model, not a curated record. Gene Ontology annotation, molecular function: 4 iron, 4 sulfur cluster binding; aconitate hydratase activity. The coding region runs from base 82 to 2505 and encodes 807 amino acids. NCBI's taxonomy places the organism in Eukaryota, Metazoa, Arthropoda, Insecta, Diptera, Drosophilidae. Gene Ontology annotation, cellular component: mitochondrion; cytosol.
CGGCAAAACAGCUGACUGGAUAAAGAACUUGAAUUUCACUAGUGUUUUUUGUUUUUCCCAAUUUUCUCGACUUUCUUGGUCAUGUCCACCUUCGGCGCCAAUCCCUUCUCCCACUUGGAGGAAUCCUUCACACAAGACGGCAAUGUCUACAAGUAUUUUGAUUUGCCAAAGAUUGACAACAAAUAUGAUGCACUGCCUUUCUCCAUACGAAUUCUACUGGAAUCUGCGGUGCGAAACUGUGACAACUUCCACGUGCUGGAGAGCGAUGUGAAGAGUAUUUUGAACUGGACGCCUGCUCUGAAGCAGGGAGACAGCGAUGUUGAGGUUUCCUUCAAGCCAGCACGUGUCAUACUCCAGGACUUCACCGGUGUGCCGGCGGUGGUGGACUUUGCAGCAAUGCGAGAUGCGGUGCUCGAUUUGGGCGGCAAUCCCGAGAAGAUCAACCCCAUCUGCCCCGCCGACUUGGUGGUCGAUCAUUCCGUUCAGGUUGACUUUGCUCGCACCACGGAUGCCCUGGCAAAGAAUCAAUCGCUGGAGUUUGAGCGCAACAAGGAGCGCUUCACAUUCCUCAAGUGGGGCGCCCAGGCGUUCAACAACAUGCUGAUUGUGCCCCCUGGUUCCGGCAUUGUGCACCAGGUGAACCUGGAGUACUUGGCACGCGUUGUCUUUGAGACGGAUGCCACUGACGGCACGAAGAUCCUCUAUCCCGACAGCGUCGUCAAUAUGUGUCCGGAAUAUGGAGCCACAGUCGGCUACUUCCCCAUCGACGAGAAUACGCUGAGUUACAUGCGACAGACGAAUCGCUCUGAGAAGAAAAUCCACAUUAUUCGCGAGUAUCUAAAGGCCACGCGACAGCUGCGGGAUUACGCUCUGCAAGAUCAGGAUCCCACAUACACAGAGUCUGUUACUUUGGAUCUUUCCACAGUGGUCACAUCGGUCUCGGGCCCCAAACGUCCGCACGAUCGCGUCUCUGUUUCGAGCAUGUUUGAGGAUUUCAAAGCGUGCCUGACCAGUCCAGUGGGCUUCAAGGGAUUUGCUGUACCGCCAGAUGCUUUGUCCGCCAGCGGAGAGUUCCAAUGGGAGGAUGGGAAAAGCUACAAGCUGCGCCAUGGCUCUGUGGUCAUUGCAGCCAUAACUUCCUGUACAAACACAUCGAAUCCAUCGGUAAUGCUGGGCGCCGGUCUGCUGGCCAAGAAUGCUGUGGAGAAGGGUCUCAGCAUUUUACCGUACAUCAAGACAUCGCUGUCGCCGGGCUCUGGUGUGGUUACCUACUACCUCAAAGAGUCGGGCGUCAUUCCGUACCUGGAGCAGCUGGGCUUCGACAUUGUGGGCUAUGGCUGCAUGACCUGCAUUGGCAACUCGGGACCGCUGGAGGAGAAUGUGGUCAACGCCAUCGAGAAGAACGGCCUGGUCUGCUGCGGUGUGUUGUCUGGCAAUCGAAACUUCGAGGGUCGCAUUCAUCCCAACACGCGGGCCAACUAUUUGGCCAGUCCUCUGCUGGUGAUUGCCUACGCCAUAGCUGGACGCGUGGACAUAGACUUUGAAACGCAGCCGCUGGGCGUGGAUGGCAUCGGGAAGAGUGUGUUCCUGCGUGACAUUUGGCCGACCCGUAGCCAGAUUCAGGAGGUGGAGCGCAAGCACGUCAUUCCAGCCAUGUUCCAGGAGGUCUACAGCAAAAUCAAACUUGGCUCUGAGGACUGGCAAACCCUUGAGGUUUCCGAUGGCAAGCUUUAUCCCUGGAGUGCGGCGUCCACCUACAUCAAACGUCCGCCCUUCUUUGAGGGCAUGACCCGGCAGCUGCCGAAGCUGGGCAGCAUUGAGGGUGCGCGCUGCCUGCUCUUCCUGGGCGACUCCGUGACCACUGAUCACAUCUCGCCAGCGGGCUCCAUUGCCAGAAACUCCCCAGCUGCACGCUAUUUGGCCGAGCGCCAUCUAACGCCGCGUGACUUCAACUCGUAUGGCUCGCGACGCGGCAACGAUGCGGUAAUGGCUCGCGGAACCUUUGCCAACAUACGCCUGGUCAACAAACUGGCCUCCAAGACCGGUCCGCGAACCGUGCACAUGCCCAGCCAGCAGGAUAUGGACAUUUUUGAUGCUGCCGAGCGAUAUCGGCAGGAGGGUACGCCCUUGCUGCUGAUUGUCGGCAAGGACUACGGCAGUGGCAGCUCCCGCGACUGGGCCGCCAAGGGUCCGUUUCUGCUGGGCAUCAAGGCUGUCAUUGCGGAGUCAUACGAGCGCAUACACCGUUCGAAUUUGGUCGGCAUGGGUGUCAUUCCCCUGCAGUUCCUGCCAGGACAAAGUGCCGAUUCAUUGCACCUCACCGGUCGGGAGAUGUUUAACAUUACCCUGCCCAAACGCGACGACUUGCGGCCGGGCCAGAGAAUUCAAGUCAACGCCGAUGGCAAUGUUUUCGAGACGACGCUACGCUUCGAUACUGAGGUGGACAUUACGUACUACAAGAAUGGCGGAAUUCUAAACUACAUGAUACGGAAGAUGCUUGACUAGACCUUGCUCAACAAGGGUGCCUUACGUUAUUCCAUUUGCAUUUGCAUUUGUAACAAAAUUAAUAAUUUUCUAAUCUUGUGACGAAUAAAAUUGGAAAAGAAAA